ACGACCUCCUCCCUCCUUUCCAGCCGCUGGAACCCCGGCCCUGCCCCUCCUCGCCUCCCCAAAGAAGAACAGGAACUCUUCGAAUCCCUCCAACGCGCCUCCACCGGCGCCUUCAGCACCCCAUCCUCAUCCCUCCCGCCCACCGCCGACCUACCACCCACAUCUACAUCCCCAUCCCCCUCUGCCUCCGACUCCACCCAACCACCCUCGACGACCGCCACCGACGCCAACCCCGCGCGCCCCGCAUCCGGCCCAGAGAUGCUAGCGAGCCUGAAGGCGCGGCUCCAGGCGGUGGAGGGGGGCGAGGAGAUGCAUCCGAACGUGCGGAAGGGGGCGCGGCCGGAGUUCGAGGGGGAGACAAAUCCGACGACGGGGGAGGUGGGGGGCCCGAAGAACGAGCCGCUGCGGUGGGGGGUGGGGAGUGAUUGGAGUUAUAAUGGGCGGGUGACGGAUUUCUAA
This is a messenger RNA of Eremomyces bilateralis CBS 781.70, 459 nucleotides long. Its product is annotated as DUF1674-domain-containing protein. Gene Ontology annotation, cellular component: mitochondrion. NCBI's taxonomy places the organism in Eukaryota, Fungi, Ascomycota, Dothideomycetes, Eremomycetales, Eremomycetaceae. The record is from RefSeq and is a predicted model, not a curated record. The transcript has a single exon. The annotation marks the transcript as partial. Gene Ontology annotation, biological process: mitochondrial respiratory chain complex II assembly.